AGCCCGGAAGUGCUUAGUGUGUCACACUGAAAGCGCCCCGGCCGACUCUUCAAUGGAGUGUGUGUCCGCCGCAAGUUAGAAGCCAGAAAACAAACCCUGGAUUUAUAUUCAUGUAUCUACGAGCAAAGUCCACAAUAAAGCAGUGCAGCAGGAAGGAUGUCGGAGGUGGGCAACCAGUCCUGCCUGACGGGAGCAGAAGACACCAUCUCCUUCCUGGUGUGUGUGCUCCACGUGUGUGAAGAGUGGGCGGGUGUGGGCCAGGUGGAGGACUACCUGAGCGUGUUGGAGUACCUGCUGUGGGUCUUCACCCCUCUGGCCGUGGUCUUCAUCUUGCCCUUCCUCAUCGUCAUCCUCCUCUACCUCUCCAUACUCUUCCUUCACGUCUACAAGAGGAAGAACCAGCUGCGGGAGGCCUACUGCAACAACCUGUGGGACGGCGCAAGGAAGACUCUGGCCACUCUGUGGGACGGCCACGGAGCGAUAUGGCACGGCUACGAGAUCCACGGCAUGGAGAAGAUCCCGGACAAGGGAGCGGCGCUGAUCGUGUACUACCACGGAGCCAUCCCCAUAGACUACUACUACUUCCUGGCCAACGUCAUCAUCCAGAAGGGGCGCACCUGUCACUCUGUGGCCGACCACUUCCUCUUCAAAGUGCCAGGCUUCAAGCUGCUGCUGGAGGUGUUCAGUGUGAUGCACGGCCCCCAGCAGGAGUGCGUGCAGGCCCUGAGGAGGGGCCACCUGCUGGGCAUCUCCCCUGGAGGCCUGAGGGAGGCGCUCUUCAGUGAUGAGACCUACCCGCUUCUCUGGGGCAAACGCAGGGGCUUUGCCCAGGUGGCCAUCGACGCCCAGGUGACCAUUAUUCCCAUGUUUACCCAGAAUCUGCGAGAAGGCUUCAGGUCCAUGGGCACACUCAGAUUCUUCCGCUGGUUGUACGAGAGGUUUCGUCUUCCCGUAGCCCCCGUCUACGGUGGAUUUCCAGUGAAGUUCCGGACGUUCCUUGGCGAUCCGAUCCCGUAUGACCCGGACAUAACGGCAAAUGAGCUGGCAGAAAAAGUGAAACAGUCGGUCCAGGGUCUGAUAGACCAGCACCAGCAAAUCCCAGGCAACAUCCUGAGAGCUCUUCUGGAGAGGUUCCACAGCAAGUACAAAGACAAGUAACUCCUUUUAAGUCCUGAAGGAGCAGGACACAGCAGGUCCGAGGACAAUAAGGAAGUACUGGUCAGGGGCUGCAGGUCAGGCACUGGACCUGCACCGGUGUGGACUUGGAAUCCUCAAUUAAAAGCACCGGUGUCAGACUCGAGGCCCGUCACGCUAUUUAAUGUGGUCUGCCACGUCAUUUAAUGUGGCCCCUCACAUCAUUUUAGGUGGUCUGCCACCUCAUUUAAAGUGGUCUGCCAGGACAUUUUAAGUGGCCCGUCACAUCAUUUAAAGUGGUCUGCCACAUCAUUUAAGGUAGCCUGCCACAUCAUUUAAUGUGGUCUGCCACCUCAUUUAAAGUGGUCUGCCACGACAUUUUAUGUGGCUCGUCACAUAGUUUAAUGUGGUCUGCCACCUCAUUUAAAGUGGUCUGCCACGACAUUUUAUGUGGCCCGUCACAUCAUUUAAUAUGGUCUGCCACAUCAUUUAAGGUAGCCUGCCAAUUCAUUAAUGUGGUUUGCCACCUCAUUUAAAGUGGCCCGUCACAUAGUUUAAUGUGGUCUGCCACCUCAUUUAAAGUGGUCUGCCACGACAUUUUAUGUGGCCCGUCACAUCAUUUAAUAUGGUCUGCCACCUCAUUUAAAGUGGUCUGCCACGACAUUUUAUGUGGCCCGUCACAUAGUUUAAUGUGGUCUGCCACCUCAUUUAAAGUGGUCUGCCACGACAUUUUAUGUGGCCCGUCACAUCAUUUAACAUGGUCUGCCACAUCAUUUAAGGUAGCCUGCCAAUUCAUUAAUGUGGUUUGCCACCUCAUUUAAAGUGGUCUGCCACGACAUUUUAUGUGGCCCGUCACAUCAUUUAAUAUGGUCUGCCACAUCAUUUAAGGUAGCCUGCCAAUUCAUUAAUGUGGUUUACCACCUCAUUUAAAAUGGUCUGCCACGACAUUCAAUGUGGCCCGUGACAUCAUUUAAAGUGAUCUGCCACAUAUUUACUGUGGCCUGCCACAUCAUUUAACUUGGUUUGCCAACUCAUUUAUUGUGGUCUUCCACGUCAUUUAAUUUGGCCUGUCAUAUAAUUUACUGUGGUCUUCCACGUCAUUUAAGGUGGCCUGCUACAUAAUUUUUUGGGCCUGCCAAAUUAUUAAAUUGGCCUGCCACAUAAUCUAAAUUGGCCCGUCACAUCAUUUAAUGUGACCUGCCACAUCAUUUAAGAUGGCCCGUGACGUCAUUUAAAGUGGCCUCCCACUUUAUCUAAGAUGGUCUGCCACAGAAUUUAAUGUGGUCUGCCACAUCAUUCAAUGUGGUCUGUCACAUUAUUUAAUGUGUUCUGUCACACAUUUUAAGGUGGCCUAUCAUAUCAUUAAUUGUGGCCUGUCACAUCAUUUAACGUGAUCUGCAAUGUCAUUUAAAAUGGCCUGCCGCUUCAUUUAAGGUGGUGUCCUGCCACGUCACUUAAUGUGGCCCGUUGCAUCAUUAUAGUGGACUGCCACUUCAUUUACGGUGGCCUUGUAAGGGCAGCCAUAACUGGGAUGAAUACAAAUCCAGUGUGUUCAGUUGGUGUUGUUGAAGUGGGACUUGACCCUGAUCAUUGUGUAAUUUGGUAGUACUGCACUUACUACCCUGAUGAUUAGAUAACUUGGUAGUACUGCACUUACUACCCUGAUCAUUGUGUAACUUGGUAGUACUGCACUUACUACCCUGAUGAUUGUGUAACUUCAUACAUGUUUAUGCUAGCUUGAUGCUAACUGAGACUAGUUGUUAGCAAGUACUUGGUACUUCAUUUGUUCCCAGUACAGCAUGUGAUGUAGUACUUGUUGUUGGCACGUACUACAUCACAUGUUUCUUGUACUUCUAGUUUUUGUAGUGUACUUGGAGUUGAAUUACAUUUGUACUACUAGUACUUGUGUACUUGUAGUUUUUGUAGUCGUAGUAGGGUAUUGUAGUUUUUUGUUGUUGUAGUAGUUUUUGUAGUUGUAUUGUAUUAAGGUUGUAGUAUAUCGUAUUUUUGUAGUGUAUUGUAGUUUUUUUGUAGUUGUAGUGUAUUGUAAUUUUUUGGUAGUUGUAGUCUACCGUUGUCUGUUGUGGUUGUAGUAUGGUAUCAUAGUUUCUUGUAGUUGUAGUAGUUUAUUGUAGUUGUAGUAAUCCCAUGUCAAUAGUUGAGGUGUUGCUUGCCAAACAUGUUGUUUAUUCCAGUCCUUUGCAGGUCUGUCCUAGUCCUGUGCAGGUCUACAGUCUUGUGCAGGUCUGUCCUAGUCCUGUGCAGGUCUACAGUCUUGUGCAGGUCUGUCCUAGUCCUGUGCAGGUCUACAGUCUUGUGCAGGUCUGUCCUAGUCCUGUGCAGGUCUACAGUCUUGUGCAGGUCUGUCCUAGUCCUGUGCAGGUCUACAGUCUUGCCCAUGUGUGUUUGCUGGACAUAAUGAAGUACUUCCUUAAAGGUGCAGUCUCAAUUAGCAUCAAGUUAGCAUAUUGAAUGUUUGGUAUAAAAGUGCUUUUGAAGAACUGAGUGCAUUUUUAGUGUAGUUCUAUUUAUAUCUCAUGUGACUUUUAAUCACAGGAUCUUAUAUUGCACUCAAAUGUCAUUUGAAUAAAACUAUUUUUUUAAUAUCUUU
Molecule: messenger RNA, 3745 nt
Organism: Nerophis ophidion (straightnose pipefish)
Lineage: Eukaryota; Metazoa; Chordata; Actinopteri; Syngnathiformes; Syngnathidae
Gene: tmem68
Product: transmembrane protein 68
Exons: 9
Coding region: 157-1158 (333 amino acids)
Cellular component (GO): membrane
Molecular function (GO): acyltransferase activity
Source: RefSeq, a predicted model, not a curated record